Molecule: messenger RNA, 1317 nt
Organism: Oryza brachyantha (malo sina)
Lineage: Eukaryota; Viridiplantae; Streptophyta; Magnoliopsida; Poales; Poaceae
Product: plant intracellular Ras-group-related LRR protein 7
Exons: 9
Coding region: 240-1142 (300 amino acids)
Molecular function (GO): protein binding
Source: RefSeq, a predicted model, not a curated record
AUGUGAACUGGAACAAAAAGUUUGGCCCCUCUGAAGAACCAAAAUAGAUCGAGGGAGAUUGAGCGAGUGCCACCGUGGCACACCAACCGACCGGUGGGCCCCACUGAGCAGUGAGAAGGACGAGGCAUCGGAGUUAGAUCCCACCAAACUAAAAUCUCCUCCAAGCUCCGAAGUCGACGAGACGACCUGCUCCGCAAUUCCGCAUAACAGAAUCUCCUCCUCCUCUGGCGCCGAGAGAGAUGGGAUGCUGCAGCAGCCGGAGCUCCGACUCGCCGGCCAGCCGCGUCGCGCGCUGGCGCUCCACGGGGAUCGUCGCCCUCCGCGACGCCAGAUUGAAGGCAGUACCGAAUGAAGUUCUACAAGUAGGAAAUUCCCUGAGGAUUCUGGACUUGACUAACAACAAGAUAGGGUUAUUUGACAGUUUGGGCAGAGAAUAUCAUCCAAUUGAACUUCACGCAUUGCAUUUACAUCAAUUUUUUUUAUAUCUUGACAGAUAUCAAUUAAUUAUGUUUUGUUUUGCAGUUGAUAUUCCCCAGGAAGUUGGCAGAUUUGUGAAUAUGCAAAGACUUGUUUUGACUGGUAAUUUGAUUGAAAACAUCCCGGCGAACAUUGGAUACUUGCGGAAUCUUAAAAUCCUUGCGCUUGACAGAAAUAGGAUCUCUGUCUUGCCUGAAGAAUUGGGUUCUCUAUCAAAUCUUCAGCAACUCUCUCUUUCUCAGAAUUCUUUGUCACGCCUGCCUAAGAGUGUAGGAGAUUUGCGCAAUAUGUUGCUACUCAAUGUAUCUGAUAACAAACUAACAGCACUUCCUGAAUCAAUUGGAGCCUGCAGUUCCCUGGAAGAAUUGCAGGCAAAUGGAAAUUCAAUUGAAGAUGUGCCUUCGUCAAUCUGUACCCUUGUUUGCCUCAAAUCCCUAUCAUUGAAUGGGAAUAAAAUUCGUCAGCUUCCCCAAAACCUACUGAGAGACUGCAAGGCUCUUCAGAACAUAUCGUUGCAUGAUAAUCCAAUCUUGAUGGACCAGUUUCAACAAAUGGAUGGCUUUAAAGAAUUUGAGGCACGCCGAAGGAAAAAAAUUGACAAACAAAUUGAUUCAAAUGUCAUGAUGAGUUCCACAGGACUGGAUGAAGGCAUUGAUUUGCACUAGUUUUUCAGAAAUUUCAUUUGAUUUCUAUUUAUACCAUUAGUGCCAACUGUAAAUCUAGUGUAUAUAUUAGUUUUUCUCAUAAGAUUUGGCAAAGAAAUCAAUAAAUGUAUAACAUAUACUAAUCAACGAACUAUGUAACUUUUGCAAUGUGAAUACAUACAAUGAAUUUGUUGCA